Molecule: messenger RNA, 2217 nt
Organism: Cimex lectularius (bed bug)
Lineage: Eukaryota; Metazoa; Arthropoda; Insecta; Hemiptera; Cimicidae
Product: potassium channel subfamily K member 15
Exons: 1
Coding region: 432-1478 (348 amino acids)
Biological process (GO): potassium ion transmembrane transport; stabilization of membrane potential
Cellular component (GO): membrane
Molecular function (GO): potassium ion leak channel activity
Source: RefSeq, a predicted model, not a curated record
AGGUUCGUCUGAUGUAAACCGUCUUUGUUAUAUACAGAAUAAAAUGUGUAUACAUGUUACACAUUAAAUUCUGGAUGUGGGGAAUGCCGAGUGGUUCGGACAUCAGACAUUUGGUUGUUGUAGUGAUGGGUUGAAAAGUUUAACUGUUUGUGUUAAAUAAACUUGUAAUUUAUAAUCCCUGCUUCUCCCUGUAACUUCUACCUCUUCAUACGUACAAAUGUCAUGAUAAAAUAAAUUCUUCUUAUCCUUAUUUUAUAUGUGGUUAUAUACAACAGAUUGCUUUUAAUAUAACUUGGUUUUCCUUGUUUAUUCUUUCAUCUAUUUAAAUGUCUAAUUGAUGCUGGUUUGAAAUUUGGUGGUUGAGAGACUGGUGGAGGGGUAAGUGUGAUAUUUUUAGAUUGUUAAAUUCCCUCUUCUCAGUGUGUGAUGAGAUGUCGUCUAGACACCAUGGCUCUGUCAGGAGCCAUGCUUCUUUAUCUAGUGUCGGUAGCAAUCAUGACCCUGGUUUUAAGAUACGAAGAUGUUGUAGGAAAUUAAUAACAUUUAUGUGUACUCAAGUGGGUGUGGGAGGUCUAAUAGUAGGCUAUUCCAUUGUCGGUGCAUUUACAUUUAUUUCUAUCGAAGGAAAACAUGAAAGGUCCGAAGCAGAACAGGUGGAGACUCUAAGGAGGGACUGUGUUGAAGAACUUUGGAAACUGCUCAAUGAGGAGAACGUUUUCAAUAAAACAAGAUGGUUGGAAAGGGCUUCGGGUAUAAUUAAAGACUUCCAGUUCGGUUUCGCUCAAGCAGUAAAAAAAGGCUAUGAUGAGCGACCAUCAGAAGAAAUUUGGUCUUUCCCAGCAGCAUUGAUGUUUUGUCUUUCAGUUUUCACUAUGAUUGGAUAUGGAAAUCUGGUUCCCAAGACAAAAUCUGGUAAAGCGGCUACAGUUGUUUACGCUAUAUUUGGAAUUCCUCUUUACGUCUUGUACUUCAUGAACAUGGGACAAGUCCUCGCUUCAGCCUUUAAGUGGUUUUACACCAAGUGUUAUAGGUGCAGUUUAGAAUUGCAGAGGGAAGGUAAUCAGCCUGCGAGAGUUGUCGUACCCCCCACAGCUUGCCUCUGGGUACUCGGUGCUUACAUUGCGACUGGGACCAUUAUGUUUGCAGAAUGGGAAAACUGGGAUUACCUAGACAGUACAUACUUCUGUGUGACCUCCUUGUGCAAAAUUGGAAUUGGUGAUUUUGUUCCAGGUGCAAAUAUACAUGAAUCGGAAAGUGGCCAUCAGACAAAACUUGUCAUAAAUUUCAUUUAUCUUUUGAUUGGAAUGGGUUUAGUUGCAAUGUGUUACAAUCUGAUGAAAGAGGUCAUCAAAGUGAAAAUGCAUGAUUUUAGAAAUAGGAUCACUAUUUGUUUUGAAUUUUUACAGUUGAAAGCAAUCGAUGCUUAUAAGAGAAAACAAAAAACUCAUGGUAAACGUACCAGGCAUUCAAGGAACUAGUAUUUUCUUGGUUUUUGCUAUUUUUUCAAGACAAUGUGCAUUCCAAGUUUGAAUUAAUUAAUAUAAAUUUAAAUAUAACUAAGUCAGAAUCUGUGUAUUGGAUAAGGGCCAAAGUUAAAAAUAGCCCACAUUUUUUCUUUCUUUUACACUUGCCUUUGAUUUACAUGAUGUUUUUUAAACAUUAUACUAUCUAGUUGUAAUUCUUGAUCUUUUUUUUAUUAAUUAGCUACCAUCUAUGUACUGAAAUCAUUCAUGCCUCACAUUAUAGCUUUCUAGCUUUAAUACAUACAGUUAGCAAUUUUAAGAGUAAAUUUAAACUUUUUCAACAGUUUCUGUAUAAUGUGUCAAAUAUUUCCUAUUUUUCGAUUACUAUUAACAUUUGGAACAUAUUAUAUAUUUUAUUUAUUACAUUAUACUUAUAUUCUCAUAUAUACACUUAAGAUAGAGAAUUAUGUUUAAUAAAUGUUGAAGUGAAUUGUUUAUUUUUAUGAAUCACUGUUUUGUUUUUUUAUUUCUAUGUAUAUAAUUCCUUUAUAUGGACAGAUUAUAAAGGGUAAACGUUUUAAACUGCCAUUAAAACAUACAUUAAGUAAUUGUGUAACCGUAUUGUUAAGCAACACUGCAUAAUCAUGAGUAUUUACUGUUGUGUAGAUUUACAAGAAUGGACAAAAAAUUAGACAUAAUAAUGUAUGAUAAAUCUAAAAUGAACUAAAAUCUUUUUUAUAAAUAUAAAUGAUUU